GGACACAAGGUAAUCACCCGACUUGUCCGGUUAAUGAUUGUUGGAGAAACGCGGCAAGAUCGUCAGUUGUCAUCAUACCAUCGACUCGACGACAUCCGGCUGCUGCUUCCAUUAUCAGCCGUCUGUAGGCGGCCAUGGUUGGGCUGGGCAAUAGCCGCCGUAGUGGGAGGUCUCCUCCUCUGAUGAUUGGUGCCCUGAUUGCUUGUAUCCUGGUGUUAGGAUUUAACUACUGGGUAUCAAGCUCCCGCAACCUGGAGCUACAGACAAAGCUUUAUGAGUUAGAGGGCCAGGUGCGGCGGGGGGCAGUGGAGCGAGGAGCUGCAGAGAUGAAGAAGAAUGAAUUCCAGGAGGAGAUCCAGAGACAGAAGGAGCAGAUCAGCCGCAUAGAAAACCUGUACAAGAGACAGCUGGAAGGAACCCAGAACACCUGCAGCCAGGACAAAGGGGAAACGGAUCUCGACGAGGAAACAGAGUUUGAUACAACACCGGAGCUCUCUCCAUCGAUUGACUACCCAUCUGAGGGGACACUGCAGCUGAACAUUUCCUCCAAUACCAAAACCAUUCAGGAACUCAGAGAUCAACUGAACCAGCUGAAGGACGACUUGGGGAAGCUUCAGAAAGAGCUGCAGAGUUGCCAAGGAAACCUUAAUACCCUCAACAAGAAACUCACUUAUGACAUGACACAGUGUAACACCCAGAUCCUGUCCCAGAAGGAGUUGUGUGAUGAGAGGGUGGCAGCCAUAAAAAUAGAAGUUAAGAAGAAGAUGGAGAAACUCAUACCUGCUGAAGUUGUCUCUUCACAGGUGAAUGCAGUUCCCACGCAGAAGUUAGAGGGGCCAGUAAAAAAGGAGGAGUUGGAGAAGACGGGGGUUGAUGAGACCAAGAUGACCCCUGUUCUAAGCCACAAGCCUGACCUAACCCACCCCAAAGCAAAUGAGCCACCUGAACUACUGACCAAUGAGAUCAUAGAAAAAGGUCAGGAUGAACCAGUAGCUCCACUCUCCAAAGAUCUUUUCAAGCAUGAACCUCAGUCUGUUCCCUCGGCUGCUGCUGUGAAAGAAGAAACCCUGUUGCCACCAGAGGAAAUAAAGACAGAGGGAGGGGCUGUAGUGGUUGAUAAACUGCUCAAGAACCAGACGGAGGGUAAAGAGGUGGAAGUUAUUGAUGCUCAUGGUAAAGGCACCCAGAUAGAAGCAGCAGACCCUGGGGUGGAAGACAUGCUGAUUGACCAGGGGAAAACGGAUGAAAGUCCUGUUGGUCACAAAGCUGAGGAUCCAGAGGAUUAUGAUGGAGAUGAACAAAUAGUGGGCGAGGCUGACUCUGAAAAAACAGAGAAUCAGAUGGCAGAAAAUAUAGACAAAGCCAUGGAGGAGGAGCUGGCUGACUACAACGGAGAUGACGAUAAUGAAGGGGAGUAUGAAGCAGACAAACAGGCAGAGCUUGCUCAAAACUAAGGACGUUUAAAGAGCUGGAGAUGGGCCCCAUAAUCCACAUUCACAAAGGCAUACUGAUGCUGAACCAGGAAACUUGUAGACUUCAGCACAACAAAACAGAACUUAAGACAGCCAUAAACAUAAUAGAUGACAACACAUAUGAAUGCAGAGUUUCAUCUUUGGAACAAUUCUGGCAUUAAGUAGCGUGGGUCAGUUUCAAAGGGAUUCACUUCUUGCAGCCCUUCGUUUUAUCCCUUUUUUUUCUUCUUUUUUUUUUAGUAAACUGUUCUGUGCCGUCAGUGUUUGUAACGUAUACAUAAAUUCUACAAAGAAAGAUCUCGUGUCCUGUCCACAGUUUCCAAAAUAAACCCAGUUAUAAGCUUAAGUAUACACUUAACACAUAUACACGAUGGGCCUCUUCCAAGAACAGUCUCAUAACUUUCUCCUUAAAGUUCUCUUAGCUUUGUCCUUAGGAAAAUUGCUAAAGAGAAUUCGAUGUGGGAUUCACGAAACAGUCUUACACUCGUGCGUCGAUUGCCAGUAAUUGAAUCCAUGUACCAGUGAACGUUUAAUUCCUGUAGUUCAUGCCUUAAAAAGACCAUGUAAGGAUGGUUAGUUUUGAGCAUUAAUGGCAAAAAAGAAGAAAAAAUAAGAUUCAGAGGCUGAGCAGCCGAUCAGGUGCUGUCUUUACGUCAAGAUUUGCUGUAAAAAAAGAAGUUCUAAAUAGAAAAGAGAACAUUACAUGUUCAGAAAUCAAAGUGCUACCGUCAGAACUGACAUUAAGGAAUAAUACCGAAAUGUUAAAUAUGUUUCACCAGUUCCAGUUAAUUGAGAGCACAGUGUGCAGGAGUUUCAUCUUAGAUGGGUUUGCUUUUCACUUAAUCCUUUCCGUUUUUCCUGCACUAAUGAUUAAACGUACAUAAAAGGCUAUAUUUAUUUCAAAAUGCAGUAUAUCCUAAAAUACGCUAAACCUUAUGACUUUCUUUAAAGACGUCUGUGUCAUGAGACGAAGACGUAUUAAAAUCAGUAGUAUCCUCACCAGUUCUUGUAAUACAUUUUUGUGUUCAUUCUCACACCUCUACUUAAUUUUAAUAUUGGCUGGCUGUUUUGGAAUUGUCUUUCUUGGGAGAGAGAGAUCCCUCUUCUGCUGCUCUCCCUGAGGUUUCUUCCUAUUUUUUCUCCCUGUUAAAGGAUUUUUUUUUAGGGAGUUUUUCCUUGUCCAAUGAGAGAGUCUAAGGACAGGAUGUUGUGUUGUUGUUAAACCCACUGAGGCAAAUUUGUGAUUUUGGGCUAUACAAAUAAAAUUGAUUUGAUUUGAGCAGGAUAUCAAGAAAUGCAUCGCCACCCCGCUCCACCCAAAGAAAACAAAAAUUUGACCUUGGAUAUGUUGCCCAGAAAGACUUCUCUGUAGAUUAAGGGACAUUGGUGGUUUUAAUGACUGUAUUUUUCCAUGAUGUGACUCUGUGACACCAGCCUCGUGUGCUCCAACGGUACAACAGCAUCUCACAGUUUGCCUUAAGCUAAUAGCCACAGCAAAGACAGUGAUCUUAGGUCGGUCAGUGGCUAGGCCUUUUAUUUUAUUUUUGGUCAUGAAGACCCUUAUUCACCAUCAUUGUAUGAUGGUGAAUAAGGGUCUUGGAUAUACUCGCACCAAGUGAAAUGCAUGUGUGGAGUAACUCUUGACAUUUCUUAACUGAUUCACUGGGUGGAAUUACAUAUGUGCAUAUAUUAUAUGCAUUGUCCCCUUGUUACUACAGCCACCUUUAUUGAUGCUAAAAGAUGGUUUAGCUAAAUAUAUACAAUAUAAGACAAGUCACUUAACUUGGUCAGUGAUUAAAGCAAAGAGUAUUUUUGCUGUCAAAAAGGAAAAUGUUAUAAUCAUUUUCUAGUCAAUUCUAAGAUGCUAUUUCCUCAAUGUUUAAGCUUAUUUUUUGCAGCAUGAAACUGAUGACUGCAUUUGAUGUGUGACACAGUAUAUUUCAGAGUAGACAGUGUUGAAGGUUGAUUAUGUGCAUGUGUGAAACAUCACAUCUCAGCUUUUUCCCCAAAAACAAUGGGGCCCAUUCAUUGAUCAUUCGUGCGUACAAUUUUGUUCUUAAACAUGCAUGGAAUUUUGUAGCCCUGAACUUUGUCUCAGAGACCAGUGUAGAACCUGGAUAACCCCUGAAUUUAGACACUAGUUGGUAAAUACUGAUGUCUUUGCAAGCCUGAGUGAUGGCUUGUUGCAAGAAGUAGAAAAUAGAUGUUAGGGGGAAGGAAUUGCAAAUAAUCAUCAGGCUUUGCUUUUGACCUUCGGACAAUUUUGAGAACCAAAAAAUCCCAUGCAUGGGUGUGUACGAACAUAUUUGUACAUAUGAACGAUUGAUGAAUGAGGCCCAUUGAAUUUACGUCUCUACUCCUAAUUUAAAGAAUUGAUGUUGAUCCAGAAUUGGUAAUAUAAUUUGAAAUUAUGUCCGAUAUGUUUGUAUUUACAAAUAGAAUAAGAUGCUUUUGAAACAGGUGUUUCUUGUAAUGCAGAUGUUGGAUACAGACUGUAGGGAUCUGGUUGGUUAUCGUCAAUCAGUUCUCCCACUCAGAGGUUUGGGAAUUCAUUUUGUGAAUACUGUCCCCAGUCUGCUGAGUUGAAUACACUGUAUAGUAAAUCGAGAAACUGCUUGGCAAAGGGACUGGGGUUUCUGAGAACUGCUGUAACAUUAUGGAAAAAGGACACUUUUGCACCGGUAGGAGACUCGUAAACUCGAGGCACCUGCAAAUCAGUUGAACGAUCGAUUAGCUGUACUUUUUUUCACUUUUAUUUUAUUUUGUCUCUUCCAAAUGGUGAGCCCGCAUACACCGAAGGUCACUUGGCAUAAAGACAAUUGCAAACCAUGUGUACAAAUAUUCAUGUCAGACAACAGAAAUGUUAGCUUUAGAUUUUGUGGCGGGAUCCUAAAUGUUUCGUUGCCUUGUGUUUUUUACACUUGCCUAACAACUCUUGUUUCUGGAUACUGUUAUUUAGUUAGAAAUGUCUGGUCUAUCUAAGUGUACUCACUCACUUCUCUACACCAUUAUGUCUGUCACAUCAUCCCAUUGAUUUGAAGUCCUAACAACUGCUAGAUUAGCACUCUUUUUUUCUUUUAUUAAUUUAUUUUUUUCAAGUACAGAAUCUUGUAAUUUUACCUACAGUGCUGUGUGAAAUGACCUGUAGCCUAUUAAUCUAACACACACACACACAAAAUAUCAUAAAAGAGGGCGUUUAAUGAUUUUGAAAUCAUUUUUGGGAACCGUUCAUCAUUCUGAAUCAAAUCUUGGUUACUUUACUGUUGAAUAAUAUUGGGUCUGUUUUUGUUUAUGCCUCGAGUUAAAUUGAAAGAACAGGAUGAAUGGUUGUGAAUUACUGGUCAGUUCACAAGGUCAUGUCAGUCUUACCAUGAUUUAGGAUCCAUGAUACAAUGGGGACUUCUAAUCACAGAGGGCAUGGAUGGGUGAGAUUGCUUUAAGUUUCAGUGGUGAUUGCUGCACAUUGGGUAAAAUCAGUGCCAGAGUAGGAUUAUAUGAACAAAAUGUAUCUGGGAAAUAGUAACCUCAGUCAUAAAUGUCAGCAGAAGUGCCUGAUGAUUUUGCAUCCAAAAUGUGGUUCAUGUCUGAUGUAGUAAAUCAUCACUCCCUGAUUCACGUAGAAGGCUCGUUUAGGUUGAUAAAAAGUGACAUGUCUUCCUCUUUGGUCUACCUCUUGGUAAAGCCCAAAGGAAAAUUCCACAUUUGUAAAAUUUCGUUAAUAUUUUCUGGCAUACUUUUCAAGGUGUGAUGUGUACUUGUGUCAUCCUGUAGAUGAUGAUAUUCUUUCGGCUUAUUCACCGUGGCGUCUCAAAGCUUGUCUUGUCAGAAAAUGAUUUUUUUUUUUUUGAGGUGUUUUAUAAACGAUAUCCAUCCUCUCAGCUGGAAUUUGUACCUGGAGAGAACAUUUCUCAUGAUUUUUGUACUUUCGAUUCACUUUGUUGUUUUAAUUUGUAAAAUGUUUUUGCUGUACUCUGAAGCAUCAAUGAAAGUAAAUUGUCAUGUCUGAAUGAUCAUAGGAUGUAAUGAGGACAUGAGUGACUGAAUGACAACAGAAUAAUAAAAAAGUUAACACUGUCGGCGCAAGUUUUGUUUUGUAACUUAUAUUUAUUGGAUUUUGCAUUUUACAAAUCACAGAAUCAACAUGAAAUAAAUCCAGUAUAAUUCCCAUCUCUUCCCUGCUCCCUAACAUGUCUCCAACCCCCUCCCCCCACCAUCCUCUGAAAUGACAUCAAGUACAAAUAAACGUAUGACAGAUAUACAAUGACCUCAUUCACAUACACAGACAGAGAAAAAAAAUUAAUAAUAAAAAACUCAUUUUUAUCUUUUUAAACUAAUUCUUAGACUGCUACAGUUCUGUUCCAACCAAGAAAUGAUUAGGGUUAUGAACUAUCCCAGUCUGUUAUUUGGGUUAGGUUAUCAUAGUAGGUAAGAAAAGGCCUCCAGAAUCUUUCAAAUGUAUUUGCAUUCCCCUUCCAUGUAAAUUUGAUUUUUUUUCAGGCUUCAGGUAAAACAUAAUCCCUAUAAGCCAUCUUGUAUGGGAUGGUGGCACUGCUCUCUUCCAAUUGAGGAUGAGACGUCGAGCUAACUGAGUAGUAAAGGCAACCACAUUGCACAUUUCAGUUGACCACACUGCAUCCUCUGGCCUAAAUCCAAACAGGGCAAUAAUGGGCUGAGGUACAGUAGUCAUAUUAUACAUGUCACUAAGGGAUUCAAAGACCUUUUCCCAAAAAGUCUGAAGGCUUAAGCAAGACCAAAACGUGCAACCAGUUUGCAGUGGUAGUCUUACAUCGAUCAUAGGUGGGAUCAAUGUUUGGGUAUAUCCUUGCCAGUUUCUCCUUAGUGAGAUGAAGACGAUGAACUAUCUUGAAUUGUAUUAGACUGUGUCUAGCACAAGGAGAUGAGUAUACUAGGUCAAGAAUUGGAGUCCACUGGUCCUCUGCAAAAAACAGGCCUCAAAUUGUUCUUAGGUUGUUUAGAGAUUGUGGCUUAAUAGUGUUAAUUACAUCAUAUAUCCAGGAGAUGGCCCCUUUGAGACUAGUAUUAAAUCCUAAAAGAGCAUUUAAGGGGGGUGCUUGGAGGUUGGUCUGGGAAAGGUUGAUAGCCUUUUUGUACAAAGUGCCUAGCCUGAAGGUAUUGCAAAAAUGGGAGUGUGGCAGGGCAUACUUUGCUGACAUUUGUUCAAAUGAUGCAAAUACUCCAUUUAUAUAUAAAUCUUUAACAACUCUGCCAUUCCCAUGCCAGGCCAAAAAAGCCAGGUCUGACAUGUAGAUGGGGUGAAAAGAUGAUUUGCAAAAAUAGGAGCCCGAAGUGAAGCGUUUUGCAACCCAAAAUGUUUGAGAAACUGUACCCAGAUCUUUAAUGUAUGGGUAACUAACAGGAUUUUCAAAAGAGCCAGCACUAAUUGGUAAAGGGGCUGAGAUUAAGGAUGGGAGUUCCAAUUUAAAAGAUUCCAAUUUUACCCAAACUGGAGCUUCUGCACCAUCCCUGACCCACAUUAUAAUGUUUUUGGUAUUUCUAGCCCAAUAAUAGUAAAGAAAGUGAGGCAUGGCCAUACCUCCUAAUCUUUCGGCCUUUGUAGAAAUGACUUACAAAUACUUGCGGUUUUGCUAUCCCAUAUAAAUCCAGUAAGGAUUUGGUCGUGAUAAAAAACGUUUUUUUUUUUUAGCAAUAAAACUACUCUUGAUAAUACCUUUAAAAUUAAUUGGAUAUAGCAAUUUCUAAACAACCCUACAUCUACUUGGAACUUUAUACCUAAUUAUAUUUUUUUCUAAGAUUGGAGGCCUUGGAAUUUGUACUUUUGUGUGAUUAUAAGAUAGAUAAACUUCCCUUAAAUGUAUCUAAAUUCCACAGACAAGUGCUUCUAGCAUGGUCUUUAAUUUACAAACAACUUCUCCCCCCAUAAUUGUUUCAUUUGGAAUAUUCGGCGUAUUAUGUUCAAAAAUAUAUCCCUAUUCUAUCAAAACUGGUUUGACAGUAAUAUAAUUCUAGUAACCCAAUUAAUUAAUGUUAAUGGACUGCCA
This is a messenger RNA of Lampris incognitus (smalleye Pacific opah), 7492 nucleotides long. It is a transcript of the gene golm1, whose product is annotated as golgi membrane protein 1. Bases 135 to 1454 code for a protein of 439 amino acids. The record is from RefSeq and is a predicted model, not a curated record. Lineage: Eukaryota; Metazoa; Chordata; Actinopteri; Lampriformes; Lampridae. The transcript has 12 exons. Gene Ontology annotation, cellular component: Golgi apparatus.